Molecule: messenger RNA, 612 nt
Organism: Anthostomella pinea
Lineage: Eukaryota; Fungi; Ascomycota; Sordariomycetes; Xylariales; Xylariaceae
Source: the annotation of a GenBank genome assembly
AUGGAGAAGCGUCGCACCAAGAAGGUGGGAGAAGCGACGCCAGGUCUUCUCCCAGCCAGCAUCCAGGAGGGUCGCACGAAGAAGACAGGAAGAACGAGUCCCACCACAGCCACGGGGCCAGAGACGAGAGUUCACGUAGCCAUGGAGGAGAUGGCUCGCCUCAGCGAGGUAGGAGCAGCGGUGCCAUGUCUCCUCUCGGCCAUAGCCAUAGCCACAGCCACAGCCAUCCAGAACAGUCGCACCAAGGAGACAGCAACAGCGAAUCCAACCACAGCCGGGGAGCGACCCACGAGAGUCCCCGCAGCCACGGAGGAGAGCAGCAGUCGCCUCAGCGCGACAGGGGCAGCGAAGCCAGGAGGUCACCUCCAGGUCACAGCCGCAGCCGCAGCCGCAGCCGCAGCCGCAGCCGCAGCCCCAGCCACAGCCGCGUCGAGCCGUGGAGCCAGCCAAGACGAGGAUUCCGGGCAAAGCCCUACAGGGAGCUCAGUCCUCUCCGUUCCCAGCCUGGAGAUUGUGGCGUGGUGGAGGAUGCACAAGCAGCCCAUCGUUCCGAAUAUGGAGAGCAGUCGGCCGAGCGCCCCGGCCAGGAAAGAAGUCCGGACCUAUAAGUAA